Molecule: messenger RNA, 1767 nt
Organism: Dothidotthia symphoricarpi CBS 119687
Lineage: Eukaryota; Fungi; Ascomycota; Dothideomycetes; Pleosporales; Dothidotthiaceae
Product: amidase signature enzyme
Exons: 2
Coding region: 1-1767 (588 amino acids)
Source: RefSeq, a predicted model, not a curated record
AUGCACGCAUCUCUCAGUCUCUUCCUCGCGCUCGGCACAACGGCGCGGGCGCAGCUAAACUCGUCAAAUGUUCUGGAUGUAGAUCCCCUGCAGCAGCCAUAUCCGUACUACUUCCCGCCCCAAGAUGCGGCGAAUACACCGGCGCUUUUCCCUAUGCCAACAUGCCACAAUGUCACGCUGGCUGAAGCUUCAAUUGACCAGCUGCAAAGUUACCUGAGCAGCGGCGCAUUGACGUCCGUCCAAUUGCUGGGAUGCUACCUCAGAAGAGCCAGGCAGGUGGACGGGUACAUCAACUCCAUCAUCGAGACAAAUCCCGAUGCGGAGGAUAUUGCUGCUGCGCUGGAUGCGGAGCGCGCGGCGGGGCGGGUGAGGGGGCCGUUGCAUGGGAUUCCAUUCAUUGUGAAGGACAACAUCGCGACGAAGGACCAGAUGGAGACGACGGCGGGCAGCUGGGCGUUGAUGGGCAGCGUGGUGCCGCGGGAUGCGCAUGUUGUUGCGAAGCUGAGGGAAGCGGGGGCUCUGCUUAUGGGGAAAGCGACACUGUCGGAGUGGGCGGAUAUGCGCUCGAAUAACUACUCUGAGGGAUACUCGGGACGAGGCGGUCAGGCGCGUAGUCCCUACAAUCUCACCGUCAACCCAGGAGGAAGCAGUUCGGGCAGUGCGACCGCCGUCGCCGCAAAUGUCGUGGCUUUCUCCCUCGGAACAGAAACAGACGGCAGUGUCAUCAACCCCGCGCAGCGCAACGCCCUGGUAGGCAUCAAGCCCACAGUGGGCCUGACAUCGCGGGCCGGCGUCAUCCCAGAGAGCAUCCACCAAGACACAGUCGGCACAUUCGGGCGCAGCGUACGCGACGCCGCCUACGCCUUCGACGCCAUCUUCGGCGUCGACGCGCGCGACAACUACACGCUCGCGCAGCAAAACAACACACCCGCGGGCGGCUACAUGCAGUUCCUGACCGACAAAUCCGCGCUGAAAAACGCCACCUUCGGCAUCCCAUGGAACAGCUUCUGGGUCUACGCCGACGCGGAGCAGCAAGCGCAACUCCUCUCCCUCAUCGCUGUGAUAGAAUCCGCAGGCGCAAAGGUCAUCAACAACACUGAGCUGCCCAACUACGCCACCAUCGUCUCACCCGAUGGCUGGAACUGGGACUACGGCACCACACGCGGAUACGCCAACGAAUCAGAGUACACAGUCGUGAAAGUCGACUUCUACAACAACAUCAAAACCUACCUCUCGGAGCUAGAAAACACCAACAUCCGCAGCCUAGAAGACAUCGUAGCAUACAACUACGCGAACGACGGCAGCGAGGGCGGGAACCCCUGGCCCCUGGGCACACCAGCGUUCUACUCCGGCCAGGACGGUUUCCUCGCCAGUCUGGCGUCGAAGGGCAGGAUGGACGAGACGUACUACCAAGCGCUGUCUUUCAUCCACCGCAGCACGCGCGAAGACGGCAUCGACGCCGCGCUCGCGAAUAAUGGGUCGAGACUGGAUGGUCUGCUUGUGCCGCCCGACGUGGGACAGAGUGGGCAGAUUGCUGCGCAGGCGGGGUAUCCGAUGGUUACGCUGCCCGUGGGCGUGCAUGCUAGUACUGGGAUGCCGUUUGGACUUGCGCUUAUGGGGACGGCGUGGAGUGAGGGCGAGUUGUUGAGGUGGGCUAGUGCGAUUGAGGAUUUGCAGGGUGGUGUGGAGGGGGAGGGGGCGGGGGGGAGGUCGGAUCCGAGUUGGUAUGGGUAUUUGGAGAGGAAUGUGCCGGUGCGGAAUCUGUGA